CCAUCCCCGCAUCGCUCGGCUUACUCACCCACCAGUCCGCUUAUGCGAUAGUAAAGGGCCAUGUCGAUGCCUCAGCGUCCGGGGAAGGCCUCCCCGCGACGAGAAGAAUUCCACGGCCCCCUACGUGAAUCCUCCCGGCGGCGACACCGCACCCACGAAAGCAGCGGCCACAAUGACCCAUUGGCUUCCCCGUCCGGGCACCGUCACCAUCACCAUCGGCAUCACCGCUCACGCAGCUCCAAGCCAAGGGAGGAUGUGGAUGAAGAAAGAGGCGAAGGGGGAGAGUCACGGCCCAAGAAGAGCUUCUCCAAGCCAGAACGCAAUAGGGUCGAUCCGAGCCAUCCCAACUACCACUAUCGCCAGAAAUCGCAGAGCAUGCCCACCAAGCCUUCGACAACGGGGGAUGAACCCAUGCUGGGAGCGGAGGGGGAAGCCGAGACAAACAGUUCGCGGAGUAUGGAUUACCGAGGUAAAGACGGAGUGUACGUAACGGAAGGGAACGUUAACAAGUCUACCGACCGGCCCACUACUCGACGUCGAAUCAAGAAGCGGCGGUCGUCGCGCAAGAUGACCAAGAGAGCCGUUGCGGAAAAGCGACGGCAGGAAGCGCUCGAGCAGGUUCGCCCGCCCAGCCCAUGGGCCACGUACUGCGCGAUCAUCACGUUCUGGGCGCCUGACUUCGUCAUGAAGUGCUUUGGCAUGCCGCAGAAGGCCCAACGCAGCGCCUGGCGCGAGAAGAUCGGCCUGAUCAGUAUUAUUCUGCUCAUCGGAGCGUUCGUGGGGUUCCUCACGUUCGGGUUUACAGCGACUGUGUGCCGGACCCCCCCGACGCGGAUGCGGAUCAAUGAGGUCAGUGAUAACUACAUGAUCUUCCACGGACAGGCCUACGACCUGUCCCACUCAACGCAUCCUGCGGCGGCGGGCAUCCCGGCGGGAUCCAACGUGCUGUAUGACCUCCCUCACAAAUACGGAGGCCAGGAUGGAAGCUUUUUCUUCCAGGAGGUCAACGGAGCGUGCAAGAACCUCAUUACCCUCGCCGAAGGAUCGGAUGUGCCCACGAAUUCGGACGGGGACCUGGCCUGGUAUUUCCCGUGCAACGCCUUCAACCAAGACGGCUCUUCCGAACCCAACUUCACCGUACCGUACUACCUUGGCUGGGCCUGCCACACCGCCGGGAAGGCGCGCAAGGCUUUCUACGAUCUGAAGAGCUCGGGUGAUGUCUAUUUCACGUGGGACGACACCAAAAAUAUGAGCCGGAACUUGGCCGUCUACUCCGGGGACGUUCUGGACCUCAACCUUCUGCGGUGGUUCAACACGUCGCAGGUUAGCUAUCCGGCCAAGUUUGACGAGCUCCGCGAGAACUCCGCGGUGCGUGGCGUCGACCUGACCUACUACCUGCAGACUGGCGAGGAAAAGAAGAUCGGCGAGUGUUUGUCCCAGAUCAUCAAGGUGGGCAGUAUCGACACUGACACGGUCGGCUGCAUCGCAUCCAAGGUCGUGCUUUACGUCUCGCUGAUCUUCAUCCUGUCGAUCACCGUGCUGAAGUUCCUGUUCGCCGUCUUCUUCCAGUGGUUUCUCUCCUCCAAGUACGCCGCCACCAAGACCAGUAUGGGGACGGACUCCAAGACGCGCAACCAGCAGAUCGAAGACUGGUCCAAUGACAUCUAUCGACCCGGGCCGCGCAUCGCGGAACACAGCAUGCUCGAUCGGUCCAGCAAACGCGCCAGCUUCCUGCCCACGACGUCGCGGUUCUCGAGCCCGUACACAGUCAGCAACGGGGGGAAACAGAAAUACCAGUACGUCACCAUGGCCAGUCAGAACUCGACCACGCGGCUGGUGCCAGGCGCGACCAACUCCGUAUACAAGCACCAGUAUAACAGCAGCGGAGGCAGCCCAUCGGCUAGCCGAUCGAGUCUGGCGCUGGGUGGGCAGGAAUCACGGUACUCCACGGCCAUGCUGGACUCGGAAGCCCCUCUAGGCGGAUAUGUCCACGAGGGGGUGAUCCCCCAACCGCCGCCGGAAUGGCAGCCCUACGGGUUCCCGCUGGCGCAUUCGCUCUGCCUGGUGACCUGUUACUCGGAGGGGGCGGACGGAAUCCGCACGACGCUGGACUCGAUCGCGAUGACGGACUAUCCCAACAGCCACAAGACGAUCCUCGUGAUCUGUGACGGAAUGAUCAAGGGCAAGGGCGAGAAGUACUCCACGCCGGAGAUCGUGCUGCGCAUGAUGCGCGACCCGAUCAUCCCGAAGGACGAGGUGCAGCCGUUCUCGUACGUGGCGGUGGCCAGCGGGUCGAAGCGGCACAACAUGUCUAAGGUGUAUGCGGGCUUCUACGACUACGGGGCGGACUCGAUCAUCCCGGAGGAAAAGCAGCAGCGGGUGCCGAUGAUGAUCAUCGUCAAGUGCGGCACGCCGGCCGAAGCGACCAAGUCCAAGCCGGGCAACCGCGGCAAGCGAGACAGUCAGAUCAUCCUGAUGUCGUUCCUGCAGAAGGUGAUGUUCGACGAGCGGAUGACGGAGCUGGAGUACGAGAUGUUCAACGGGCUGUGGCAGGUGACGGGGAUCUCGCCGGACUUCUACGAGGUGGUGCUGAUGGUAGACGCGGAUACCAAGGUGUUCCCGGACAGCCUGACGCAUAUGAUCUCGGCGAUGGUCAAGGACCCGGACGUGAUGGGGCUGUGCGGGGAGACGAAGAUCGCUAACAAGACGGACAGCUGGGUGACGAUGAUCCAGGUGUUUGAGUACUUCGUGUCGCACCACCAGGCCAAAGCGUUCGAGUCGGUGUUCGGAGGUGUGACGUGCCUGCCCGGAUGCUUCUCGAUGUAUCGGAUCAAGGCACCGAAGGGGGGCCAGAACUACUGGGUGCCGAUCCUGGCGAACCCGGACGUGGUGGAACACUACUCGGAGAACGUGGUGGACACGCUACACAAGAAGAACCUGCUGCUGCUGGGAGAGGACCGGUACCUGACGACGCUGAUGCUGCGGACGUUCCCGAAGCGCAAGCAGAUCUUCGUGCCGCAGGCCGUGUGCAAGACACAGGUGCCGGACCGGUUCUCGGUGCUGCUGUCGCAGCGGCGGCGGUGGAUCAACAGCACGGUGCACAACCUGAUGGAGCUAGUGCUGGUGCGCGACCUGUGCGGGACGUUCUGCUUCAGCAUGCAGUUCGUCAUCUUCAUCGAGCUGGUGGGCACGCUGGUGCUGCCGGCGGCCAUUGCCUUCACCUUCUACGUGGUGAUCAACUCGAUCGUGCACAAGCCGGUGCAGGUGAUCCCGCUGGUGCUGCUGGCGCUGAUCCUGGGGUUGCCGGGCGUGCUGGUGGUGGUGACGGCGCACAAGCUGAUCUACGUGUGGUGGAUGAUGAUCUACCUGAUGUCGCUGCCGGUGUGGAACUUCAUCCUGCCGACGUACUCGUUCUGGAAGUUCGACGACUUCAGCUGGGGCGACACGCGGCAGACGUCGGACGGGAAGGACAAGGGCCAUGAGGCCGGGGAGGGCGAGUUCGACAGCAGCCAGAUCACGAUGAAGCGGUGGCGGGACUUUGAGAAGGAUCGUCGCCAGCGGAUGCAGCCCACCUGGACGGGGUACGACCCGUACUCGGGGUGAUGUGAUGGGGUAUAUAUUUCGGACGGUUCAUGAUUUACGACGGAUGUACUAUUGCGAUUUGACUUUUUUUAUUUAUUUUUUUUUCUACUGUAGCUAGUUUGGGUAAUG
Messenger RNA from Aspergillus heteromorphus CBS 117.55, 3711 nucleotides. It is a transcript of the gene chsF, whose product is annotated as chitin synthase CHS3. The coding region runs from base 61 to 3603 and encodes 1180 amino acids. NCBI's taxonomy places the organism in Eukaryota, Fungi, Ascomycota, Eurotiomycetes, Eurotiales, Aspergillaceae. Gene Ontology annotation, molecular function: chitin synthase activity. The transcript is spliced from 3 exons. Gene Ontology annotation, cellular component: cell septum; cell periphery. The record is from RefSeq and is a predicted model, not a curated record.